This is a messenger RNA of Mesorhabditis spiculigera, 1362 nucleotides long. NCBI's taxonomy places the organism in Eukaryota, Metazoa, Nematoda, Chromadorea, Rhabditida, Rhabditidae. The record is from the annotation of a GenBank genome assembly.
AUGCUGAAGGGCAAAGCACCACUAUGGGUCAAUUCGAGGCGGCAGACGAGGAAUGCCCGCUGGAAUGCCGAUGCUCAUUUGCGGGCCCACGAGCGAAGCGUGAAGAUUAGCGACCAGGCGAUAAUUCGCGUCGACACAUGCCAACUGGCCGCCAAUCGGCCGAUCGAAGAUUUUUAUUCGGCUGCCAAAUGCACAUCAUCAAGCGCGUAUUUAUUCGGUGUUUUCGACGGUCACGGCGGGUCGUAUUGCAGCCGAUACGCGUCGACGAAACUAUUUCCCUACAUGUGCGCCUCGGUGUUGAAGAAACACGAGUCAAAAGAAAUACCCGUGGAACGACGGUGCGAGUGGCUAUUUUCGUCUGCGGAUCAACACAUCCAUCUACCAACACAGUUACAAGGCGAACACCGAAAUAAUAUUCGAAGAUUCCACCGCGAUUUCCUGGAGAAGCACAACGAGCUGGGGACGGUCAGGAAGGCCGUUCAGUCUGCGUUUCUUGCACUCGAUGAGGACAUCUCGAAGGAGGCGCUUCCUGAUAUGAAGGGACAAGUGGACAGGUUAUGCGCAAUGACUGCCGCUUCUGGGUCCUGCGCCACUGUUGCUCACAUCAGAAAACGACAUCUCCACGUGGCAAAUAUUGGGGAUGGUGCAGCCGUAUUGGGGGUCAGUUCCGCGAGUGGCGGCGUCUCCGCUCGACAACUCGGCCGAGCUCACUGUUGGGAUAACGCUGAGGAGGCAGAGCACCACAUUUCACAGCACCCCGUUUCCGAGUCACAGACAAUAUUCCAGGGAGCCCGGCUUCUCGGCGAGCUGUAUCCGCUUCGAGCAUUUGGAGACGUCCGCUACAAGUGGCCGAAAGAGCUGCAAAAGGUCGUGCUCGAGCCGAUGGGGUCGCCGGCGCCACACCACCUCUACACACCGCCCUAUCUGUCGGCAAAUCCGGAUGUGCUUUAUCAUAAACUGACGGUUAACGACCGUUUUUUGGUGAUCGCCACCGAUGGCCUCUGGGAAUGGCUGGAUGCGGAUACCGUGGUCCGACUCGUCCAUGACCACACGCUCGGCGCGAUGACGCUGCAGCCGUUCCGGCCUCGAAUCGGCAUGAACUUGAAUCAGGUGCUCGCGGAGCUGAAAGAACGACGCCGCGGCGACCACAAGAAGCCGAUCGACGAUAACUGCGCCACGCAUUUGAUUCGGCACGCGCUGGGCGGAGUGUUGGGCGGCACAAAGGAGCAGUACCAGCGGCUCAACGACAUAUUGCAGGUUCCCCCCGGAAUGGCGCGUAGCUAUCGGGACGACAUCUCCGUGAUCGUCAUCCAUUUCGACGAGAACUACGUCUCGAUGCCCUGUGACGAACACGAAGUUACG